Plasmodium reichenowi is the source of this 4551-nucleotide messenger RNA. RefSeq names its product protein kinase, putative. The transcript has a single exon. Gene Ontology annotation, biological process: autophagosome organization; autophagy; protein autophosphorylation. The record is from RefSeq and is a predicted model, not a curated record. Lineage: Eukaryota; Apicomplexa; Aconoidasida; Haemosporida; Plasmodiidae. Gene Ontology annotation, cellular component: cytoplasm; autophagosome. Bases 1 to 4551 code for a protein of 1516 amino acids. Gene Ontology annotation, molecular function: protein serine/threonine kinase activity; ATP binding.
AUGGAAAACCCUUUUGUUUUGAAAUAUAAGGAUGACCAACUAUUAGAACAUAUAUUGAUCAAUUUUAUAUAUAAAAAGAAGGGUUGUCUAAAAAAUAUUUUUAUUAACAAUGGAAAUGAGAAGGAUUUAUUUUUUGAACCAAAUAUAUUUCAUUAUAUAUAUAGUUAUUUAUUUAAAACGUCCAAAAUAAAAAAAAGAAGAAUUAAAAAAAAUGAUUCAUAUUUGUUGAGUAAUAAAAGAACAAAAAAAUUAUUAUAUUUAGAUUGUUCCAAAAAUAAUUACCAAAGGAAGAGAAACAUUCAUAUUGGAAAAGUAAAAAGAAGAGGAAUAUAUAAUAACAUCCCUUCAAGUUUUUAUAAAUUAUUUAGAAAUAAGAAAAAAAUGAAAUACAUUCAGUCUUUAUAUGUAAUAAUUAAAAAACUGUUUUUAAUCAUUAUGAAUAAAAAAGGAAAUUUUAAUCCUACCAUAAGAUAUCUUUUUUUGUUAAAAAAUUUGAUGAAUAUAUUUUAUAAAUAUUUUUCAAUAUAUAUAAUAAGAUGUGUUUACAUAAAAUAUAACAAUAAUAAUAAUAAUAAUAAUAAUAAUAAUAAUGAUAUUAUUAUUAAAAGUUAUAAUAGUUAUAGAAAGAAAUGCUCAAUAAAAAAUUUUUUGUUUUUAUAUUUUAAGAAUAUGAAGAGUCCUAUUAAAUUGACAGAUGAAUAUAUUUUUAUGAAAAAUUAUUUAUUAUUUAUAUUUAUUAUAAAUGAAAUGUUUUAUAUAUAUAUUUGGUUAUUAUAUGUAUGUUUACAUAAAUAUACAUAUGAUACCAAAAAAAUAUAUCUCCUCUUAAAAAUUAUAGGUGAUGAUAAUUAUGGUUCUUUCAUAUUUUCUUAUAAACAAAUAUGUACUUGUAAAAGAAAAAACACAAGAGAUAUUUCAUUUUUUUUAUUUUUAUUAAGAAAAAAUUAUAUGAAGGAGAGAAAAAAAUUAAAAUAUAAAAAUUAUAAACGUAUUAUUUGUUUUGCUUGGAUUUACAAAAUAAUCAAAAAUAUACACUUUUUCGUUAGUUUAUAUAAGGUUAUAUGUUAUGAAGAAGAGUAUACUGUUUCUCUUACAAUGUAUCGGAAAUAUAUAUUGCUACUUUUUAUUUUAAAGAUUUUUAAAAUAAUCAAAAUUUAUAGUUUCCAAAGUACUCAUCCUUUUUUUUUUACAACAGUCAAAAGGAAAGAUAUCUUAAAUAAUAAGAAUUAUAAUUAUUAUUAUAAUAAUAAGAGUAUGAUAAAAAGGAAAUAUUAUUUAAAGGUAUUACAUAUUUUUCAUAUAAUAUAUGAACAAUUUAUAUUUCUUCUUUCAAAAAAAAAAUUAUAUCUAUAUUUUGAGUUGUUUUUUAUUCUUAAUAGUAAACGUUAUAAUAAAAAGGAAGAAAAUAAAUCUUAUAGAUUUUCUCGUACUAUUAUAUAUAAUAUAAUAAAUAAUAAUAAUUAUUAUAAUUAUACAAAUGUUAAUAUUGUGAAUAGAACAUAUGAUAAAAAUAAUUUGAAGAAUAAACAAAAGAAGUAUACCAUACUUUUGUUAUAUUUAUAUUAUAAAAUAUACGAGCAUUUCCUUGAAUUAUACAAAAAAGAUAAUGAAUGGUAUCCAAAAAAAGAGAAAGACAAUUAUUAUAUUAUGAAAUGUAUGAAAUGUAUAAAAUGUAUAAAAUGUAUGAAAUGUAUAAAAUGUAUGAAAUGCAUAAAAUGUAUGAAAUAUAAAAAAAAUAUGUUCUUAUUAUCUCAAAAAAAUUCAUUUUUUGUACAUUUGAUUAAUAAAUAUUUUGUCUUAUUUAUAUUAUUAUAUUCGAUGAAUCGAAAAACUAAUAUUACACUACAUUUUAUAAAGACUUAUAUACAAAUCCUUUUUUUAAUAUCCCAAAGGAAGAAUUUAUUUGUACAAUUCUAUUUUUAUAAAAUAAAUUUGUUAACAUAUUUUUUAUAUUGCAUUAAUCAAAUUAUCAUAUCCAAACAAAAUAACUACCCUAAUUAUUGUAUUGAACUAAAAAAACAGACAAAGCAAAAUUAUAACAUUCUAGGGUUGUAUGAAAAAGAAAAAAAUAAUUCACAUAUUACAUAUGAUAAAAAAAGUACAACUUUAGGAAUACCUUCUUUGAAGUUAAAAAGGAUUCAAGAUAUGUUACAAAAAAAAAGUAAUGUAAAAGAAAAUAAUCAUAAAGUAUAUUAUUAUAAAAAUAAAAAAAAAAAGUUUUUUUUUUUAAAAACGAUUUUUAAAUGUACACAUUGUAUUUUCUCUUUUAAGAGGAAUAUCAUAUAUCCAACUUUAUUUUCUACCAAAAUGGUUGUCGAUUAUUUAAACAAAAAUGUAAGAGAAAAAAAAAAAAAAAAAAAAAAAAAAAAAUAUUAUACUCAUUAUAUUUUAAAUACAAGAAAAAAAAAAAUGAAAACUCCCUUGUGUAUGAACCAUUCCAACCUUCAUAUGAAUGAAGAAAAAAUCGUUUCAUCUUUUUUUUCUACACAAAUAAAUGAUGAUGUUAUAUUUGAAUGGAUUAUAUAUCUUAUAUUUUCUUUAAUAACAUCUUAUAAUAAAAAGGACGUCAAUUUUCUGUAUUUCAAUGAAAAUUAUUAUGAUGAUAAUUAUCAUAAUAACAUAUUAUAUAGUAAGUUAGAGAAAAAAUUAUUUACAUCACAAAAAUUAAAAAUAAUUAUAUAUAAACAUAUUAAAACAUUGCACGAUAAUUUCUCGUUUUUCAAAGAUUUCAAAAAGGUAGAAGAUGUAAACAUUAUGAACAUUGUACAAGCUUUUAUUUUUAUGAAUAAAAAAAUAAAAAAUAAGAUAAAAAACAGAAUUAAGAACAUAAUAAAUAAUAAAAGUAAUGUACAUUUACAUAUAUUAUAUAAUUUAUCCAUAAUUAUUUACAACAAAUCAAAAUUCUGCAAACAUUUUAUUAUUCAAAAAAAAGUAGGACAAGGGGCCUACGGGAAAAUAUAUCUAUGUCAUUAUCCUUCGAAUAUAAAAACAAAACAGAAUACCUGUGUUGUAAAAUUUAUAGAUAUUCCAGAAAAUAUGAACCAGAAUUAUAUAUUCAGAAAUAUAUAUAAUGAAAUAAAGGCACUAGUAAUUUUAAAUAAAGUAUAUAAUAAUAUAAAAAAUAAUAAGAUAGGUAAUUAUGGACUUAUAUUAAAUGAUGAUGAUAAGAAAUGUGAUUUCUCAUAUUACAUAUUAAUGCAUUAUUAUAUAUCUAGCUUAAAAGAAUUAAUAAAUAAACAACAUGAUAAUUAUAUGAAACAAUUAAAAAGGGUACAAUUAAAAAAUGUAGUUAAUGGAUUUGUAUCUUUCGAAAAUAUAAAUGAUAUAAAAAAAAAAGUAUAUUCUUUAUAUAUAAUCAAAAAAAAAAAAAAAAAAAAAAAAAAAUAUAUAUAUAUAUAUUUAUCUAAUAAUAAACCUUAUAUAUUUAAUAAAUCAUAUUUCUAUCAUAUAAACAUGUGUAAACACAAAUAUAGAAUCCUAUAUUAUCUUUUAUUAAAAAAAAUAUCCAAUAUAAAAUGUAUAAAAUAUACAUAUGUUUUAUUUAUUCUACACCUUUUUAUUCAAAUAAUGGACAAAUUGAAAAAUAUACAUAAAAAAGGAAUUGCUCAUUUUGACCUUAACACAAAUAAUAUUAUGAUAAAUUAUAAUAAGAAAUUUUUAUUAGAUUCUUUUAUUUCUACUAAUACAGAUUAUAUAUAUCAUCAUAAAGAUCAAAUGAUCAGGAAUAAACCUAUUCUUACCAUAAACAAUAUAAACAAGCAACAUAUGAAUCAUAUAUAUAAUGAACCAAUAAAAAAAUGUAAACAUGAUAAUCAACAUUUAUACGUACCUUCGAUUAAUAUAUACGAUUUUGGAGAAUGUAAAUUUUUUUUUAACAAUACUGAUUUUAUCUUUUUAAGAAAAAAUAGAGGAAAUGAAAUUUCUUCUGCACCUGAACUUUUGAUUAAUACUCAUAAAAAUAUAAAUAAAUAUAAAUCUAAUCCAUACCAUAACAAAAGAAUAAAGAUUAAGAAUAAAAUAAAUAAUAUAAUUCAAAAUAACAUAAAUCAUAUUAAGAAAUGUAAAAUAUUUAUUAAAUGUAAGGAAAAACAAAAAAGGAAAUUACUCUUUUAUGUCUUUUACAAACAAAAAAAAAAAAAAUCUACAUAUCCAUUUAAUUAUGUACAACAUUUAAUCUUUAAGAUGAAAACAAAAUUAAAAAAUUUAUAUAUUUUAAAAAAAAAAAAAAAAAAAAUCUUUUCGACUGAUAUAUGGUUACUUGGAUUAUUAUUAUAUGAAAUGAUAACAAAAAAACAAGUAUUCAAUCUAUCUAACUUUUUAUAUAUAAAAUUAUAUAAAAGAAAAGAUUUACUUAACAAUAUUAUAAAUAAUAAUAUAGAUCAACAUUUUAAGUAUAUAAAAGAUUUAUUAUAUAAUACAAUCAAUUUUAAUAUAAAAAACAGAAAAUCCUUAAACGAUUUAAGAAGACAAACAUAUGCCUUGUAUAAUUUAUACAUGAAUAUAUUAAGGAAGCACCAAACUGUAUUGCAAAUCUUAAAUCAAGUUGAAUAA